UUCGGAUUUCUCCUUUUUGCCUGUGAGAGCGGGCGGCGUACCCAGAAGCCCCUGCUAUAGCCCAUGUACGUUUGAUGGAAUACAUGUAUGUACAUAGAAUAAAAGAGUCGACGGAGAUCGUCGCUCUAAGACUUUCAAAGCCGGCAAACAUGUCCGAUUCUAUCAAAUCCGAAAUUCCCGGCCUCCAUCAACCUAUAGUAGACUCUUAUACCACACCACUACCAACCGCUAUCCCGGCAAGCCGUACUUGCCAGGUUUAACAGCGCAUCGGAUUAGCCCCUGCUGCCGCCGUCAGCUUUGUGUCGAAAAUUCAUUGGCUGAUUUGUGUUAUGGCCUCAAGGUAUGAAGCCCAAGGCUGUGCUGACAUACAGCUAAAGCGGUUCACUAAAUACUAACUUGUCACCCCGCGAAGGAAACAUAGUUGCGUUGAGUUUGAAUCUGUCCAACAUCCUUCAGAGUUGUUUAUAAUUGGUGCGAAAACAUACCAUACCCAGCCGCCCUUCAUCUUUACUCUCCCUUCCUACAGCAGAAGUCUACCAGGAUGUCACAGGAUAUAUGGGGAGCGGUGGAGCCAUCAGCUCGAGGAACACAGAGAGGGAAUAUUAUUAGUUCUGCGAGUAGCCAGACGGAUAAAGCCCUUACCCCGAGGCCCCUUAUCCCGAGGCGGAAGUUGAGGCACGAGGAUUACACGAUUGGGUGGAUCUGUGCGUUGGAGGUGGAGCAAACGGCGGCGUUGGAGAUGCUCGACCAGGAGCAUGCGAAUUUAUCCCAGGAUCCUAUAGACUCCAAUGUGUACAAUCUUGGAAGUAUCGAAGGGCACAAUGUGGUCAUUGCAGGAAUCCAUGCUACUGGAUCUACGGCCUCGGCUAUGACUAUCACUCAGAUGCAGAGGACGUACAGGAACAUAAAAUUUGGGUUGUUAGUUGGUGUCGGAGGUGGUGUUCCAGUGACGACUGACAAUGGAGCGAUCCGGCUUGGGGAUGUUGUGGUCAGCAAACCGGUAGACGGCAAUUCUGGUGCAGUGCAGUAUGAUCGUGGAAAAGCCACAGAUGGCCGGUUUGAAUGUACCAGCUCUCUCCCUUUACCGCCAGCGGUGCUCCUCAAUGCCGCUCAAGCCCUGGCAGCAAAUCGGGUCAGGUUACUCCAAGACCCUAUUUUGACAGAUAUUAAGAGGAUCAAAACGGGAAAUAAAAAUCUCCGAAAGUAUAUGUAUCCUGGCCGAGGUCAGGAUCACCUAUUCAAAAAGAACUACACCCACGUUGGGCAAAAACAAUCUUGUGAUGAAUGCGACCUUUCUCAGCUAGUCCAACGGCCCGAGGACAACGAAGGUGACGAAUCGUAUUUGCGGGUGCAUAGAGGAACGAUCGCAUCCGGCGAGAAGAUUGUAAGAGAUGCCGUCUUGAGGGACAAACUCGCAGAACAGUACCAAGUACUUUGUUUUGAGACAGAGGCAGCAGGCAUUACCGACCUCCCUUUCCUCGUUAUCCGUGGCAUAGCGGACUACUGCGAUACCCACAAAAAUGACAAAUGGCAAGGAUACGCGGCGGCAGCGGCGGCAGCAUACGCAAGGCAGCUUAUCUGCUACCUGCCGAUUGCCAGGUCACGUAAACCCGCGAAUUUUGAUUCCACAGAGCAACACCAGGUAGUCUCCUGUUCCGACGAAGAAAAGAUACAGAAGAUUGUAAAAUCGUUGAAAUUUGACCUAAUAGAUGGUCGCAUAAGGUCCAUUAAGACGGCUCAUGACGAGACAUGUGGGUGGCUGCUGGAGACGCCUCAGUAUGAGAACUGGCUUCGCACGGCUCAUCGUGAGGCACACCAUGGACUGUUAUGGAUCAAGGGAAAGCCAGGGGCAGGAAAGUCGACUUUGAUGAAAUUUGCGGUGGAUGUUUCUUCGGAAGCCGGGGGAAACAGGAGCGUCAUAUCCUAUUUUUUUCACGCGCGAGGCGGUCCCUUAGAGAAGACCACCGUUGGGAUGUUUCGAUCGCUAUUGUAUCAACUUCUUACAAAACUGCCACAGCUCCGGAAGAUCCUUUGCUCCCCUAAGCUUGAAACUUGGAAAACUAAUGACAGUUUUGAGUGGAACAUUGAAUUGCUGAAAGAUCUUUUCACGGAUGCAGUCAAAGCCCUUGGGGAGUCGCCUGUGAUAUGCUUCAUUGAUGCAUUGGAUGAAUGCGAUGAUGAUUCACAAGCUAGGCGUAUAUUGAUGUUCCUUUAUCAUCUAUGUGUGAAAUUUGCCAUCAAAUGGAAGACAUGCUUUCGAGUCUGUGUUACAUCCCGCCACUACCCCAAUAUUUCAAUCCCAGAACAUCUUAGCCUGAACCUUGAACUCCAUGCCGGGCACAGCAGCGACAUUACCAGGUACGUAGCUAGCGAAUUAAGAAUCGGCACAGACCGUACCGCUCAAGCAGUUAGAACUGAGCUCCAACGAAAGGCUUCGGGUGUAUUCAUGUGGGUUGUCCUUGUUGUGGAUAUGCUGAACAAGGAGAAUGAUGAAGGUUGUUCUCCAAGACAGCUGCAGAAAACGCUGCUAGCCAUCCCUGAUGACCUACACAUGCUGUUCCGUAACAUCUUGACGCGGAACAAACAGAACAACGAAAAGUUUUUGCUUUGCAUGCAAUGGUUGCUCUUUGCAAAACGUCUCCUCUCCCCUGAAGAAUUAUACUUGGCGAUACUCUCUGGCACAAGCGAUGAGGACAUUCCAACCAGGGAGGCGAUUGAUAUCCAGCCUGAUAGAGUAGUGAAAUAUCUUCUUAAUUGCUCCAAAGGUCUAGCCGAAGCGAUCGGGUCCAGAAAUCGAACUAUGCAAUUCAUACACCAGUCAGUAAGGGACUUUCUCCUUGGGGAACACGGACUGGAAUCGGUUGAUCCCAAUCUUGGGGAUAACAUUAUCGGACAGAGCCACGAGCGGCUGAAGCAAUGCUGCCACAACUUCAUAAUCAACAAUUAUUUUGGUCCAGAUAAAUUCCCUUCUUGUUCUUCUACUCAUUGGACGUCAUUCAUAGGAUAUGCUACACGAAGAAUCCUGUAUCACGCUGAUAUAGCCGAAGGGGAAGGGAUAACCCAAGUGCCGUUUCUUGAAAAGUACGGGACUAGUCUGUUUUUAGCAUUAACUACAAAUCGAGAGGCUAGCCCUUUGUAUGUGGCAGCGGCAGCAAAUUUGUCAAACCUCAUCAGGAUUCUCCCGUCCAAGCUAUCAUAUCUCGAGGCAGAACCCUCAUUCUGGGUUACCCCACUUUUCGUGGCUAUUUCGAGGGGCAACGAUAACGCCUUGCGGGCAAUUCUGAAAGCCCAAGCAGAAGCACUACCCACCACAUCUCGGGUUCACCAACUAUAUGGAAGUUUAUGUGAUGAUAUACCUAAAUCCAAAUACUUACGGGACCAAUUUAAACUCAGGUUCAGACUUGUUGAUGGAGUUAGCCCUCUUUCAUAUGUUGCAAUUCAUUGCAGUGAGAGAAUGCUUGAUUUUCUGCUUGAAACAGGGAGAUGGCUUCCAGAUACCAGGGAUCAGGAUGGCCGGACACCGCUUUCAAAUGCUAGUUAUUGUUCAGUGGAUCAGAGAGUUAUCAAGCUGUUGCUUGCGAACCCUGAAGUUGAUCCUAACUCACGGGAUGAUGCUGGCCGAACACCUCUGUCAUAUGCUGCAGAAGCGGGAAACACAGACUGCGUCACAGAACUCAUUCAGGACAGCAGAGUUGACCUUGACUCAAGGGACAAUAAGGGCUGGACACCACUGUCAUAUGCUGCAAGAGCGGGAAAUGCAGAGUGCAUCACAGAACUCAUUCAGGACAGCAGAGUUGACCUUGACUCAAGGGACAAUAAGGGCCGGACACCACUGUCAUAUGCUGCAAGAGCGGGAAAUGCAGAGUGCAUCACAGAACUCAUUCAGGACAGCAGAGUUGACCUUGACUCAAGGGACAAUAAGGGCCGAACGCCACUGUCAUAUGCUGCAGAAGUGGGACACGAAUACUGCGUCACAGAACUCAUUCGGACCGGCAGAGUUGACCUUGACUCAAGGGACAAUAAGGGCCGGACACCACUGUCAUAUGCUGCAAGAGCGGGAAAUGCAGAGUGCAUCACAGAACUCAUUCAGGACAGCAGAGUUGACCUUGACUCAAGGGACAAUAAGGGCCGAACGCCACUGUCAUAUGCUGCAGAAGUGGGACACGAAUACUGCGUCACAGAACUCAUUCGGACCGGCAGAGUUGACCUUGACUCAAGGGACAAUAAGGGCCGGACACCACUGUCAUAUGCUAUAAUAAACCAGUGGAUAGAAGCAGUGGCACUCCUGCUUCGCACUGGUAAAGUUAACAUUGACUGCACCGAUCGCCAUGGUUUGUCACCAAUGGACUACGCUCGCCGAUUACAGUUGGCGUACCUAGUAUUUGCCUGCCUCGAUAUUCUUCAGAGCCCUACGAGUACGGAUGAUCCGAUAUUAAACCUCGCACAUCCAGAGCUGGAAGCAGCGAACUAG
Histoplasma capsulatum G186AR is the source of this 4471-nucleotide messenger RNA. RefSeq names its product pfs domain-containing protein. NCBI's taxonomy places the organism in Eukaryota, Fungi, Ascomycota, Eurotiomycetes, Onygenales, Ajellomycetaceae. The coding region runs from base 542 to 4471 and encodes 1309 amino acids. The transcript is spliced from 4 exons. The record is from RefSeq and is a predicted model, not a curated record. Gene Ontology annotation, biological process: nucleoside metabolic process. Gene Ontology annotation, molecular function: catalytic activity; protein binding.